AUGCUAACAAAUGUCCAUGAGAGCUAUCAGGAGGAAGAUUGGGCUAAAGACGAAUCCACUUGUUUGAGUUACAUUCAUGCUUUGGACCAGUACGUGUUUUCAUAUGAAACAUUGUAUUCCAAAUCUUUAGAGCUCUAUGCUCUUGAGAGAGAGCGAAAUAAGGCCAAAAUGUACAUCUUGUCAAGUAUAAAUGCCAGACUUCAAGCUCUAGAACGAAAUGUGAAUGUGACAAUAGGAGAGAAUGAGAAGAAGUUGAAUCAAAUAUUUGAUUUGGAGAGGUCUAGGCAAAAUUGUGUUGCUUUGCAAGAGGGCAUCCGACAUCGGGGGCAGCUGACAGCAGAGCAAUCAGCUGAGCAGAAAAGAAGGUUUGUUGACGUUGAGGAAUGGAAGAGGAUGUAUGACAACGAGAGGAAGAAAUCUGAGAUUUUGCGACAAAAAGUGGAGAAGGCUAGGAAAGAACUUCUGCUGUAUCAUAUAGAACAUUCAUCGUCAUCUGACAGCGAAGAGAAUGAUGAAUAUCUUCGUCGUCAAGUGGAAGAGUAUAUUGAAAGCAUGACUGCACAAGACUUCGUCGAAGAAGGAAAGAUCGAACCACUUCCCAAGUUUUAUGAAUGA
Messenger RNA from Guillardia theta CCMP2712, 615 nucleotides. RefSeq lists its product as hypothetical. Bases 1 to 615 code for a protein of 204 amino acids. The record is from RefSeq and is a predicted model, not a curated record. Lineage: Eukaryota; Cryptophyceae; Pyrenomonadales; Geminigeraceae. The transcript has 2 exons.